This is a messenger RNA of Oncorhynchus tshawytscha (Chinook salmon), 2189 nucleotides long. RefSeq names its product extracellular matrix protein 2-like. Lineage: Eukaryota; Metazoa; Chordata; Actinopteri; Salmoniformes; Salmonidae. The transcript is spliced from 3 exons. The record is from RefSeq and is a predicted model, not a curated record. Bases 1 to 1773 code for a protein of 590 amino acids. Gene Ontology annotation, molecular function: protein binding.
AUGAUCCUCAUAGAAGACUUGGUCAGAGAAACAGAUCCCUGGUCAGACUGGAGACCUGAGAGACUGAGGGAGACCACAGCAGCAGACGAAGAUGAGGGUGAAGAACUCACUGCAACCCACCCUGAAGAGGGGAGGGAGGAAGAGGGGAGGAGCGAGGAAGGACUAACUCUAGAGACUGACUCUGAGAAGUGGAGAAUAGAGGAGGAGAAGGGGGCAGCAGAGCAGGAGGGCCAUGAGGAAGAGCGAGGGAUGGAGGAAGAGAGAAAGCUGGUUGGAGGGCUUGAUUACAGAGAGAAGAAGAUAUUUGAAAAUGGGGAGAUAGAAGCUGAUGAGGAACAUGAAGAGGAGGAGGAGAGAAGAGAUAAUGGAGAGGGGAGACAUGAAGAAGGGAUUAGAUUAGAUGAUGAGGAGAGAGGUGUUAAGGAACAGAGAGCAUAUGGAGGAGAGGAGAAACUAGAAGAAGACCGGAGACUAUGCCUGUUCUACUUUAUGAUGUCACUCCUCCACCUGCCACUCAACAUGACCCUCCCCCAGUUACACCCUCUACCCCCUCUCAAGUUCCAGAGUCUGCCACUCAUGCUCUCGCUCAACCUGCCAGUCAUAUCCAAGACCCGGCUCCAGAGGCAGAGGAGGCCAUCUCAUUGGUGGACAGUGAGCUCAUUGUGGUUCAGAGUAGUGGUCCAGUGUUCCGACAAGGGGCUGGAGAAGGUUCCGUACGGCAUCCCUUAUAACUCCCGCUACGUCCUCCUGAUGAACAACCGCAUCGACAGCAUUCAGCUGGACCUGCUCAAUGAGUACCUGUCCAUGGAGUUCCUGGUGCUCAGCAACAACCGGCUGACAGACGGCUCCAUCGAGGGGGCCUUCGAGGGCAUCCCGGCCCUGAGGCGGCUCUACCUGGACCGGAACCUACUGGAGAGCGUGCCCACAGACCUGCCCGCCUCCCUGGAAGAGCUGCGUCUGGAUAACAACCAGCUGAACGUGAUGUCGGAGGGAGCCUGGGCCCACUGCCCUGGCCUGCUGGUCCUCAGCCUCAACAACAACAGCCUGGGGAAUGGGAACGAUACUCUCCCCGCCAGUGUGCUCUCACCUCUGGGCAGCCUGCGCACCCUCAGCCUGGACCGCAACCGGCUGGCCUCGGUGCCUCUGGGCUUACCGCUAUCUAUCAGGGAGUUGUACCUCCGUGGCAACCUUAUCCAGAAGUUCCCAGGGGAGGCCUUCAUGGGCACCUCAGAGCUGGUGAUUCUGGAUUUGAGCGCUAACCGGCUAACCAACCAUGGCCUGCUCAGGGAGUCCCUCGUCAACGCCACCCACCUGGAGAGCCUCAACUUAGAGGGCAACCAGCUCAAGAAGGUACCCCGCCACCUCCCCUCUUCCCUCAAAACCCUCAACCUGGAGGGCAACCUCAUCUCCUCCGUGGGCAAAGCCUCCUUCCUCCACCUCCCCCACCUGGAGCACCUGGGCCUGGCCAGUAACAAGAUAGCCAGGGUGGCCUCAGGGGCUUUCAGGGCGCUGCCCGUUCUGCACCAACUGGACCUGUGUCACAACGCCCUGAGCCAGGUGCCCAGGCAGCUGCCCUGGGGGCUACACUCAGUGGCACUCACACACAACAAGAUCCACUCAGUGCCCCGCGACGCCUUCUGCUGGGGGGGUUCAGACCUCGGCCUCAGCAGCCUGGUGCUGGUGCAGCUGGAGCACAACCUCAUAGACCUGGGCCACCUGGACGCAAAAGCCUUCCACUGCCUCAGAGGCUUCCAGGUGGUACACUUCUACUGAGCUGCAGUCUAUAGAAUCCUGCAGGACAGUCAUACUGAAAGUAUAGAUUAUAGACAAUCCCACAACUGAAACCAAUUGCAGGGUUUUUUCUGUUCAACAUGAAAGUCCGUUGGGCUCCAACAUGGCGGUAAAAUGUUCUGCAAUACAAAUAGAGAAACAAACAUCAUGCCGGGAGCUGAUUUUGAUUCAACAUUACAAGGUAACAAUGCAAGAUGGCCAGUUGAGUGAACUUGGAUCUCCAUGUGGAUAGCUAUACUGUACUGUAUGUCGUUGCUUGGGUAAAGCUGUGAUUGAUGGAAGCCGUGGUGUUCAGAGAAAAUACUCCCAUGAAGUCUGUGUUGAAAGACUAUGGCCUACUUAAAGGUCAAUGAUGCCAUGUACAGUUGAAGUCAAAAGAAUGUGAAAUGUCAGAAUAA